Equus caballus (horse) is the source of this 6064-nucleotide messenger RNA. RefSeq names its product protocadherin alpha-C2. Gene Ontology annotation, biological process: homophilic cell-cell adhesion. Gene Ontology annotation, molecular function: calcium ion binding. The record is from RefSeq and is a predicted model, not a curated record. NCBI's taxonomy places the organism in Eukaryota, Metazoa, Chordata, Mammalia, Perissodactyla, Equidae. Gene Ontology annotation, cellular component: plasma membrane.
CAGUCAUCCUCUAUGUUUGUAUGUGGGGCGCUGCCGCAGCAUGGCUUGAUGAGCGGUGUGUAGUCUGUACUCGGGGUCUUAACCCACAAACCCCUGGCCACUGAAGCUGAGUGGGCGAACUUAACCGCUACACCACCGGGCUGGCCCCCCCAAGCUAUUUUAUUUUGAGCAAGAAUUCAUUUGUGUUUAUCUGUUUAUGCAACAGUUAAUAAGUUAGUUUUCCUUUUCCUUAUAUCUGAAAGCAGCCUGAAUGCAUCUUUUAAUGCCAGAACUUCCAAAAGUAUCUAUCAUAGGCCAUUACAACACAUGACAUCAGUUAGGAAUCGUUGCUAAUCCUAGAUUUGUCUUUCAGUAGUAAAAUAACCUGUUAUUUGGAUAAAGAUUUCACUCUUUCAAAAUCCUUGGUUUUAAGGCACAAUAGAGAGUUCACUGAGAAAAGAGCCCAGUCUCAAUUUUGUUUAUUUAAAAAAUCUUAACAUUUAAAAAAUCACAUUGUGGGUGGCCAGGUGGUACGACUUUUUCUGCAUACAAGUGGAGAGUACUUUAACCCGGUCUUUAUGUUAGCGGGUUGCUCAGUCAUGCUUCCAGUAUCAGUAUCUCUGGGCUAAUGUAUGCAGGCCUCCCACUGUGCAGAGACUGACCACCUUGCUCUGACACCACACUCUCUGCCUGGGAUAACAUUUUCCAUGACUGUGGGCUCACUCAAUUUCAUCUGGCCACAUCCAUAUUCCUAAUGAAGAUGGGGUUUUUCCAAAAGGUGGGGACUGGUGUUGGAUGACCACAUUUUCAUUGGAAACUCCUGUGUUGGGUAAUUAAAACACUAAAUUUGACAAGUAAAUGUUACACUUGGAAAGGAAAUUAAAGAAAAAAUUUUUUAACCAAAGGAAGAUGUUUGGGAUGAAUUGUCUAAAACUGUCUUCUACUAUUUGGUUCUUAGUUACUUUCUGUUUUCUUUCCCAAAUGUACGUGGAUGUUGAUGAAUCCUAGAAAUAACUUCCACUAAGUGAUCUUAGCUUUAGCCACUGCACAGAUAGGCAGAAUAUCAAUUUCCAUCUGGGAUCUUCUUUUAAAGGAAUUGAGGAAUUUAGUGGAGAAAUCUUCAACUCCAUUUAAGGAUAGUCUCUUCCUGAAGGAAGCUUAUUAGCUCCUCAGGAUUGAUAAGCCUCAAAAUGCAGAGAUUAUAUAUUUCCUGGGAGUCAAAAAAGUUCAUCUGAGGCUGUAUAGAGAAAAACAAAUGGCUUGAACAAAUGAGAAAGAAGCUCUUUCUUGGGAGGAGUCAUUUCGACUGGAGUAUCAUAGCUAUCACCACCUUCUUGAGACUUGUGUGCACAAAGUAUGAAUGGUCAGGUGGAAUCUGUCCUACUGGAAGUCUAGCCACUACGUUUCUACUAUAGGUAAAUUAUAAGCUUUUAAAACGAUAUCCAGGUGUGCCCAUAUCUCCAGGAGUCACAAUCUAUUGCUGUAUAAGUUCUUAUUGGUUUCUUAUUCCUUAUUUACAUUUAUCUUAAUUAAGUUGCCUAAGGAGAUGUCUAAGAGAGAGUAGAUAUUAUUCAUUGAUGCCUUAUCCACACAUUGGCUCAAUCUUCUAAACUCAUAUUUCCUUUAGUAUUACCUUUAUCUUGUAAUAAUCAUUAUGGAGUCUACUCUGUUAUAAAUUCCCUGUGGCAUUUCAUUUUGCAGUUAGUAUACUUUUAAAUGUCAUGAAGUAUAUAGAAUUACAUAAGUUGUCAAAGGCAUCUCAUUAAUAUGAAGUCCAUGAUGUUUUAAAAUUUUAAUUUUGUCUCUCACUUUAAAAUUAGCUACUGCUUUUCAAGAUUCAUCAAAGCACUAACUGGCAUAUUGAUAUAUUUAAUUAUUCCCUAAAUCCAUGCUUUUCCAAAACAAUCUUAAAUGUUUACUUGCUUCAUCAUGAACUGGUACAAUAGAAUCAAUUAGAAAUUAUGUAAGUUUGACAUUAACAAAUAUCAUUAAUGUAACACCUCAUAUUACUUGAUUGUUAAUUUAAAAUAUUCACUUAUUCAUUAAAACAUUAAUUGACAAUUUAUUUUAUUCUAAAUAUGAAUGAUAAAAUAUGAGUAAGUUACAAUCCUGGCUUGCAUUCAAUGAGUACAUGGGAAAAAAACUGAUAUUAAAUCUUUUCUCCUAAUACUUAAAUCAUGUUUGAUUUCACUUAAAAAGGGUCUGACUAUAAGCAAAAUAUUGGACGUUCUCUUCCCGCUCUAAAUUCAACUUCUCCCCAUGAGUUUUCUCUGCUCAACUUCUAAAUUCUCAGAGCACUCAUGCCUCUCAUUGACUUCACAGAGAUCUUUAGGAUAUUUCAUUGCCUCAUCUUACAUACGUCGAGUAGUGAAUCACGUUCCAAAGUUAUUUUUCUCUCUUUACUCAUUGUUUAAGUCAUGAAUUCUUUCAAGUAAUAGCUUUUUAAGAAACCGGAAUCCAGAAAUUCAUCCAUGGUGGAGAUCAUUAAAAACACAAUUAUUUUAUAUUGUGAACAUUUUAGCAUAUCCAGGUAAAUUGAAAGACAUAAAUGAUGUGCAAAUUUCUUAAACGAAUAUACUCUUAUUUGGUGUGAUGUUAAUGUACUAACUACCCAAAUCACACAAUAUUUUCAUGUAGCAAAAAACAAAUUUACAAAAGAACUGCACUGUAAAAGACUGACUUCUGGCAUCUUUACGUAGAUAAACUUCAGACAGAUAACAAGGAUAUAGUCAUCGGAUAAAAGAUACAAGAUUGGUUUAUAUACAUUCUAUAAAUUAAUAAGCAUAAGUGAACAUAUUUUGUAAAUGAACGUUUUCCAUAAUAAUAUAGAAGUAAAUUGUAUAUAUAUGAAUAUAUACACACACAUAUUUUCAAUCUCUUGAUGUUUUGAUGGUCACAAAUAUCAAGGGUAUGAUUUUUGUAUGAAAUGUGGACUCUGAGGCCAAGUGGUUAAAUUUACGAGUCUUGGAUCAGAUUGAGAUCCCACCCAACACGACCGGUUAAUAUUCUUUUAAGUUACUUAACCUAUAUGUGUUUCCACUUCUUUGUCCGUAAAAAGGAAAUCAUCUUAAUACCUACCUCAGAAGGUUGUUGUGAAAAUUUAAUGGGAUAAGCCCAUUAAAACAAAUAGAACAGUGCUUGUCACAUGGGAAAUAUUUCUAAUAGAUGUCCACUACUGUUAAAACAGUAAUCACUGUUUUACUAUAUUUUACUGUGUCAUGGAUUGGCAUAAUUGAAAGUGAUAAGUUAGUAUAAAAAUUCUAAGGAUAUAUUUUGGUAAAAUAUAAAGAUUUUGAGGAGUCCUUGAAGGAAAUUACAUUGAAAAUAGAAAUUUGGGGAAAGUACAAACGAAGUAAAAGGAAAAGAAGAUAAUCACAUUUAAUACUUACACAUUUAGCCACAUGAUGUCGCUGUCCACCACAAGGUCUUUCACGACAAAAGAAAUACAGCGUGCGUUACGUACUCAGACACUCCAUUUCCUCACCAUCUAUGAAAUACAGCCAUGGUAUGGUUAUUUAAGAAAUGAAGAACAAGGAGCUCAAAUUAUUUUUUUAAUUUUGGAUCCAUGCAAGAGGGACCCAAUAUUUGGAAAAGGCUUGCAAUGGUGUUUUCCUGGAGAGAAGGUCCGGGAGUUCGCCGACUACUGCUUUCGCUUCUGCUCCUCGCGGUAUGGGAGGCCAGUAGCGGCCAGGUCCACUACUCGGUCCCCGAGGAGGCCAAACACGGCACCUUCGUGGGCCGCAUCGCCCAGGACCUGGGGCUAGAGCUGGCGGAGCUGGUGCCGCGCCUGUUCCGGGUGGCGUCCAAAGGCCGCGGGGAUCUUCUGGAGGUAAAUCUGCAGAAUGGCAUUUUGUUUGUGAAUUCUCGGAUCGAUCGCGAGGAGCUGUGCGGGCGGAGCCUGGAGUGCAGCAUCCACCUGGAGGUGAUCGUGGACCGGCCGCUGCAGGUUUUCCAUGUGGAGGUGGAGGUGAGGGACAUUAACGACAACCAGCCGGUUUUCCCAAUGUCAGUAAAAAAUUUGUUUAUUUACGAAUCCCGGCCGCCUGGUUCUCGGAUUCCGCUAGAGGGCGCAACAGAUGCAGAUAUCGGAGUAAAUUCACUGUUGACCUAUACUCUUAACUCCAAUGACUAUUUUACCUUGGAUGUUAAAAGAAAUGAUGAGGAAAUUAAAUCCCUUGGGCUCGUGUUGAAAAAACCUUUAAAUCGAGAGGACACUCCUGAGCAUCAGUUAAUAAUAACGGCAGUUGAUGGUGGGAAACCAGAGCUCACUGGUACUACUCAAGUGAAGAUCACCAUUCUGGAUGUAAACGACAACGCCCCAGAGUUUGAGAGGACGGUCUAUAAAGUCAAGUUACUCGAAAAUGCACCAAACGGCACCCUAGCAGUGAUUGUUAACGCCUCUGAUUUGGAUGAAGGAAUAAAUAAGGACAUCGUAUAUUCUUUCAAUACAGACAUGUCGGCAGAUAUUCUGUCGAAAUUCCACUUAGACCCAGUUAAUGGAUACAUCAGUGUAAAGGGUAACAUAGAUUUUGAGGAAACUAAGUUAUAUGAAAUCCAAGUAGAAGCGAGAGAUAAAGGAAUUCCCCCGAUGGCAGAUCACUGCACGGUUCUAGUAGAAAUUUUGGACGCCAAUGAUAAUAUUCCUGAGUUGGUUAUCAAAUCACUAUCGUUACCCGUACUUGAAGACGCUCCACUUGGCACAGUCAUUGCCCUGAUCAGCGUGUCCGACCGAGACUCUGGUGCAAACGGGCAGGUCAUUUGUACCCUGACUCCUCAUGCCCCCUUCAAGCUGGUGUCCACUUUCAAGAAUUACUAUUCGCUGGUGCUGGACAGCGCCUUGGACCACGAGAGCAUGACGAACUAUGAGGUGGUGGUGACAGCGCGAGACGGGGGCUCGCCUUCACUGUCGGCCACAGCCAGGGUGUCCGUGGAGGUGGCCGACGUGAACGAUAACGCACCGGCGUUCGCGCAGCCCGAGUACACGGUGUUCGUGAAGGAGAAUAACCCGCCGGGCAGCCACAUCUUCACGGUGUCUGCGUGGGACGCGGACGCGCAGGAGAACGCGCGGGUGUCCUACUCGCUGGUGGAGCGGCGCGUGGGCGAGCGUGCGCUGUCGAGCUACGUGUCGGUGCACGCGGAGAGCGGCAAGGUGUACGCGCUGCAGCCGCUGGACCACGAGGAGCUGGAGCUGCUGCAGUUCCAGGUGAGCGCGCGCGACGCGGGCGUGCCGCCUCUGGGCAGCAACGUGACGCUGCAGGUGUUCGUGCUGGACGAGAACGACAACGCGCCCGCGCUGCUGCCGCCUGGGGCGGGCGGCGGGGCCGGCGCGGUGAGCGAGCUGGUGUCGCGGUCGGUGGGCGCGGGCCACGUGGUGGCGAAGGUGCGCGCGGUGGACGCGGACUCUGGCUACAACGCGUGGCUGUCUUUCGAGCUGCAGCCGGCGGCGGGUGGCGGGCGCAGCCCGUUCCGCGUGGGGCUGUACACGGGCGAGAUCAGCACGACUCGCGCCCUGGACGAGGCGGACGCGCCGCGCCAGCGCCUGUUGGUGCUGGUGAAGGAUCACGGCGAGCCGGCGCUGACGGCCACGGCCACCGUGCUGCUGUCUCUGGUGGAGAGUGGCCAGGCGCCAAAGGCUUCGUCGCGGGCGUCGGUGGGCUCCGCGAGCGCAGAGACGGCGCUGGUGGAUGUCAACGUGUAUCUGAUCGUCGCCAUCUGCGCGGUGUCCAGCCUGUUGGUGCUCACGCUGCUGCUGUACGUGGCGCUGCGGUGCUCGGCGCCGCCCACCGAGGGCGUGUUCGGGCCGGGGAAGCCCAGGCUGGUGUGCUCCAGCGCGGUGGAGAGCUGGUCCUACUCGAAGCAGAGGAGGCAGAGGUGUGCUCUGGGGAGGGGCCACCGAAGGCGGACCUCAUGGCCUUUAGCCCAAGCCUUCCACCGGGUCCGGUUAACGGGCAUAUAGAAGAACAGCUGGAUGUGGAUGUUGAUUUUUCUUCAAAACCACGACAGCCCAAUCCUGACUGGCGUUACUCUGCCUCCCUGAGAGCAGGAAUGCACAGCUCUGUGCACCUGGAGGAGGCUGGCAUUCUAC